UUCAGAUAACAUUCCUCUUUACUUUUUUUCCCAUAUUCUUUAUCAAAGUUAUCAUCUCGUUUUUUCUGGGUUUUCUUUUGUCAGGAGUGAUGCAUAUCAAAUCGAAAAAAGACUUGAAGUUGGAGGAAAAAAGCCCACUCAGCGUGGCAACGGUUGAAGAAGCUCUGACAGCGACAGGUUUCGGGAAAUAUAACUUCGGCCUCCUGUUAAUAUGCAGUUGGACCCUACAGGCGAUGGGCAUGGACCUAUUCGGCACCAGCUUCGUGGUGGCAGCCGCCGUCUGUGAUCUCGAGUUAUCACUGCAGCAAAGGGCGCUUCUGACAGCCACACCAUUAGUGGGUGUGGUCUUGGGUGCCCAAUUGUGGGGCUACGUGUCCGACACUAAGGGUCGCCGCCUCACACUCGUGCUGUCCAUGGCAGUCGGCUUCGUGUUCGCCGCGCUCAGCAGCUUCGCACCUGACUGGAAGAGUAUGGCUUUUAUGAAACUCAUUUCGUCUACUUUCACAUCUGCCAGUAAUUCCGGCGCAUACACCUUACUUGGUGAGAGUUGCCCUGAGAGGUCCCGUGGACGUAGUAUGUUGCUUUGCACCUGCUCUCUUAUGUGCUCACAGGCUGUAGUCGCUGUUUUCGCCUAUCCAAUCCUCCCGAUGAAGUUCUCUUACUGGAUUGACUUCCUCGGAAUCUACUACAGACCUUGGAGGCUACUUGCUUUCGUUAUGGCACUCCCAUGUGCAGCCACCGCUUGUUUGCUACAAUUCUUUGAGGAAAGCCCUAAAUUUCUGGUGUCAAGAGGUCAACCGGAUCGAGCGUUGAAUGUGCUGCAAAGAAUCUAUGCUUGUAACACGGGGCACAAAGCUGACCAAUUUCCCGUAAAGAAACUUAUGCAAGAACAGGAAAUUGCAACCACACUGACUGAGACUGACUCUUUCUUCUCCGCACUUUGGCAGCAGACAACAGCUCUGUUUCGUCGUCCACUACUAAAAGACACUCUGAAACUAUUCUAUAUCGUAACUGUAAUCUACAUGACUGGCAGUGGCUUCAUCCUCUGGCUGCCUUAUAUUAUGAACAAUCUCUUUUCGGUGUUGGAGACAGGAGAAGGCUCAGGAAUGAAUCUCUGCACAGUCAUCCGAUACUCAACUGACACUUUUGCAAAUGCGGCAAAUAACAACACAAUCCAAGAAGUUUGUAAUGAUACAAUACAGCCAACUACCCUUAUCUCUGCGAUGUCGUAUGGUGCCUUAGCAAGUUUAUCUAACCUGGUUUUGUCACUAACGUGUGGCUCCAGGAAGCGAUUAGCUAUGAUGGGAAUUGUAUUGCUAUCUGCAAUAUCAGCUGUUCUAUUAAAUGUGGUCCCUAUCCCGAUUGCUGGGGGCGUAUUCUUUUUCCUGUUCCUACUCUGUGCGCUGUCCAUGGGCAUCUUAAGCGUAUACUUUGUGGAACUUUAUCCCACAUCGCUAAGAGGAAUGGCGUCAUGUCUAUCAGUGAUGCUGGGCAGAUCAAGCGCCUUCCUUGGAGUCAACGCUAUUGGAUACCUCAUAUCAGCCAAUUGUGAAGCAACAUUUUAUGGCUGGGCCAUUCUACUUUUAAGUGCCAUUGUCGUUACCUGGUUCUUGCCAAGCGAUAAACAGCCACGGCAAUAAGUCGGAUUUUUGUUGCACGAGAACUCUGAAUUACGGGAAAUUAUUGAAACGAAGGUGCUGAAAUUACGUGCCCUCAAACUAAAGAUGGGAAGUAUGUCCAGGAGGGCCUUCUGGACUUUGAAUUUUGAUUUGUUAACGUUUAGUAGUUAGUAGUAGUUGUUUGAACUAGAGCAGUGAAAAAGGCACAAGAUGUGAUGUACCUGAUAGUACCUGAUUUCUUUAUCUACGUACUGUGUUUGUGGCUUUCGUAAACUAGUUAACUUUGUUAGGCUCUAAAAAUAUUAAUAUUAAAAACAUCAUAUUAAAAAGAAUAUUUUCCCAAGUAAAUAAUAAAAACUUGCCUCGUUUAAAAAGAGAGGUUUUACGAAUAUUUAAACUAAUUUAAGUGAUUUUAAGUUAUUGUAGUUAUAACAUGAGACUGUUUAUAAUUUAAAAAUAAAAAUAAGUGUAUAAUUUA
Molecule: messenger RNA, 2097 nt
Organism: Pieris rapae (cabbage white)
Lineage: Eukaryota; Metazoa; Arthropoda; Insecta; Lepidoptera; Pieridae
Product: synaptic vesicle glycoprotein 2C
Exons: 11
Coding region: 90-1640 (516 amino acids)
Biological process (GO): transmembrane transport
Cellular component (GO): membrane
Molecular function (GO): transmembrane transporter activity
Source: RefSeq, a predicted model, not a curated record